Messenger RNA from Sycon ciliatum, 1866 nucleotides. Its product is annotated as prostaglandin reductase-3-like. Bases 188 to 1255 code for a protein of 355 amino acids. The record is from RefSeq and is a predicted model, not a curated record. Gene Ontology annotation, cellular component: mitochondrion. Gene Ontology annotation, molecular function: zinc ion binding. The transcript has a single exon. NCBI's taxonomy places the organism in Eukaryota, Metazoa, Porifera, Calcarea, Leucosolenida, Sycettidae.
AGAAAGCAAAAUGCCAAAAAACAGGACAGCUAGAAAAUAAGGGCAACAGCAGUAGUUAGCACUGCUGUCGACUUCAAGUUUCUGGGUUCUAGAUCCUGACCUCGACAGCAAGACUAGGCUAGAGUUGGAAGGGCGUAAGAAAAAUUCAUUCGUUACAUCUUCGCUCUUGUGCAGUCUAGCUGAAACCAUGGCUCUUCCGGCGAUGUAUCGGCGAAUGCGAGUGGCGAAAUUGUCCACUCAAUUCAGAGACGCUGUUGAAAUUGUCACGCAGCCGAUGCCAACGCCUGGCCCCGGUGAAUUGCUGGUACGCAAUCGGUACAUUGGAAUCAAUGCUUCAGAUGUGAAUUACACUGCGGGACGAUACAACCCGGGAACAGCACCCCCUUUUAAUAUUGGGUUCGAGGCAGUUGGACAAGUCGUGCGCACAGGUGGCUCUGACUGCGGAGAUAUCAAAGAGGGCGAUGCCAUUGCCAUUAUGUAUGACGGAUCGUUCAGUGAGUACAACGUAGUGCCAGCGAGGCGGACGUUUCGCCUGCCGCGACUGGACGCCGGCUAUGUCCCCCUGCUUGUCAGUGCCUUGACGGCAGCCAUAAGCCUGGAGGAGCUCGGCGACCUUGCUCCGGGGAAAACAGUACUGGUAACGGCAGCGGCCGGAGGCACUGGUCAGUUUGCCGUGCAGGUCGCCAAGGCAGCCGGCUGUAAGGUGCUGGGUACGUGCUCCACCGAUGAGAAGGUGCGCUUUCUGCGCGAGCUGGGCUGCGACCACGCAAUAAACUACAAAACGGAGGACUUGAAGAAGGUGUUGCGUGAUGAGUACCCAGCCGGAGUGGACUGUAUUUAUGAGUCUGUCGGUGGUGAUACAUUUGAUACGUGUGUAAAGAGUUUAGCUACCCAUGGCAAUCUCAUCAUCAUCGGUUUCAUCACCGGUUACGAGAAUGACCUUGGGUUUCCUAUGGGCCGUUAUGCUGGCAUGCCGCCCAUGCUGCUGCGACGCUCCGCCAGUGUGCGCGGCUUCUUCCUCUUCCACCACACCAAGAAGUGGAAGUCGCACUUCUUGCAGCUCGCCUCCCUCUACGAGCAGGGCAAGCUCAAGUCGCUGGUCGAUGACGGCAGCCAGUCGGGCCGCGCGCCAUUCCGCGGCAUCGACUCCAUUCCCGACGCUGUCGAAUACUUGUACAGUAAGCAGAGUCAGGGUAAGGUGGUUGUGGACCUCUGGAAGGAUGAGCCGAGUGCCGGCACUCGCAGCCGUCUCUGAUCCAGGAAAAAAGAGAGCGAAUUCUAGUCAUUUCUCUGAUCCAGGAACAAAGAGAAUGAAUUCUAGUCAUUUUUCUUCAUAGCGUCAUGUGAGCUAGGACUCCCUUCUCUCGGCAGUGGUCUGCUUUCAUUGUACUGCAACCAGUAUUGUUUGUGAUGUGUGUUGUCCCAUUGGCGUAGUCAAUUACAUUGCUGAGGAUAUUCUCAUUUUUGUUGUGCAAUUUCUUUUUCCAGUUUCUAUUAUGUACUGCCCAGUAGCCUGUACCAACCAACCCGGAAAUAUUCCGUUUAUAAUCGUUUCUAGUUUCCUUUUUAUUAUUAUUAUUAUAGUGUGCGCACAGAUGAGUGCCUACUCUUGUUGUUUCUCUCUCCCUUUUCUUAUUCACAAUAUAGGUGUCUGCUGGCAUGACACUCCGUUUCUGUUUUCUUGAACAUUAUUUUACUUUGCGUAUACUUCUGAAUUAUUUACUGUUAGUAGUGUUACUGAAGAUUCGAUUAAAGCUAUGUGCUCUUGGCGAAACUCGCCGCAACCCGCACAAGUUCGCAGCUCAAUUUCUUUUCAAAUGCCCCUUGGGCCACUAUCAUUGGAACUACGGGGCAUGUCACACAUUG